Molecule: messenger RNA, 1656 nt
Organism: Pocillopora meandrina
Lineage: Eukaryota; Metazoa; Cnidaria; Anthozoa; Scleractinia; Pocilloporidae
Source: the annotation of a GenBank genome assembly
AUGAUGUUCUCAAUUCGGUGCAGAUGUGGCGUUUCUCAGGACAUUUCUCUACAUUUUCGUACCAAAGGAUGUUCAAAAUUCAGUGUGAAGUUAUUUGCGGGAGUUACUGGCGAAAAUGUACAAAAAACAGACGAACGCUCCAUAGAGGAUCUGCCCGGUCCUCAUUCAGAUCUACAGGGCAUCGCUCUGGCGAAGAAAUUUUUCUUGAAUGGUCUUAAAAUCCUUUCUUUCCAACAGAAGAUAAAUGAGGCAGAUGCUGGGAAAAUCGUGUUAAAAGCUCAACUUAGGAAUGUGGAACAGUUCGGUCCAAUAUUCAGGACAAAAUUUAUGGGCCUUCGGGCCGUUGACUUUGUGAAGAUUUCAAACCCAGUCGAUGUUUCCACCGUUUUAAGAUCUGAGGGCCGAAUUCCGAUCCGACCUGAUAGUCCAGUGAUGGAAUACUACAGGAAAAAAACUAACAAACCCGCUGGAAUAAUCUUCGACAAUGGUUUGAGCUGGUACAAGCAUCGAAAAUGUAUCAACGAACGAAUGCUCCAGCCGAGGAGUGUGGCUGAUUACGAACCUGCUUUUAAUAAGAUUGUCACAGAAUUUGUUGCUCGGCUGGAAAGACUUCGCGGUAGUCACGGCUUGGAAAAUGAAAUUCCAUCGCUAGAGGAGGAACUUUUUAAGUGGUCUUUUGAGUCAGUAUCGUUGAUGCUGUUUGACGAGAGGUUUGGUGCUCUGGAGGACCAAAUUCACCCGGAAGUGAAAGAGUUCAUUUCCGCUGUAAACAACUUUCUGCAAAGCACAGCUCACAUUGAUGUGCAACCACUGUGGCUGCACAAAAUAUUUCAAACCAAAAUGUACAAACAGUUUGCAGAAAGUUAUGAUAAAUUUUAUGAAUUUACCGAUAAGGCUAUUAAAAGGAAGCUGAUGAAGUUUGCAAACCAAGGUGAGCUUUCACAACCACCUCAAGGCCAAAUUCAGAACAUCGAGUUCCUAAAAUAUCUGGUCUUGGCUUCCGAUUUGACUCAUGAAGACCUUUUAGCUACUUACGUUGAUGUAUACUUUGCUGGAGUCGACACAACAGCAACUUCAGUCCUCUGGUGUUUAUACGAGUUGGCAAAAAAUCCAGACAAACAACUAAAUUUGUAUCAGGAAAUUUCCUCAGUCCUGAAGCCCGGAGAACUCGUCACCAAUGCAACGCUGUCUAAGUUACCCUACCUAAAAGCAUGUAUUAAGGAAGUCCUCAGAUUAUAUUCAAUCUUUUUCUUAGCCAGAGUUACUGAACAGGAUUUGCUCUUGAGCGGUUACAAAAUUCCUUCUGGAACCCACGUAAUGAUUCUAAAUCAUGCAAUGUCUCUGAGUGAGCAGUAUUUUGAAGAUCCGUUGUCUUUUACACCAGAAAGGUGGCUGAGAGAAAGUAAGAAUCCAUCUGAGAGUGGAAGAAACAUCAACGCCUUUGCUUCUCUUCCAUUUGGAUUUGGAACACGAAUGUGCAUAGGCCGGAGGGUAACAGAACUGGAGCAAUACUUAUUGCUGACACGACUCAUACAAAAUUAUCAACUCCUUGAUGCUACUGGUGAAACAGUGGAGAAGACAACUCAUGGACUUGUUAUUAUCCCGGAUCGUCCAAUAAAAGUCCAGUUUUUGAAACGGAAGGAGUCGUCGUUAUGA